Messenger RNA from Perognathus longimembris pacificus (Pacific pocket mouse), 1789 nucleotides. RefSeq names its product diphthamide biosynthesis 7 (gene Dph7). The record is from RefSeq and is a predicted model, not a curated record. The coding region runs from base 77 to 1402 and encodes 441 amino acids. The transcript has 9 exons. Gene Ontology annotation, molecular function: protein binding. Lineage: Eukaryota; Metazoa; Chordata; Mammalia; Rodentia; Heteromyidae.
UUUCGGGAGGGAGGGCAGCGCAGCGUGUGGCGCGGGAGAGUGGGGGGCUAGAGCGAGGCUGUGUCUUUCCGGGUGGAUGGCAGGCAGCCGCGUGCGGGCGCUGCAGGUCGUGGACACCGAAUUCACUGCGGACACCGUGGAGUGGUGCCCUUUGGAUGGCUGCCAGCGCCUGCUGGCCUGCGGCACCUACCAGCUAUGCAGGCCGGAGGACUUGCCUGCGGGUCCUGAGAGCCAGGGUGGACUGGACCUUGACCAACCUCAAGUUCGUUUAGGUUGUCUCUACCUGUUUAGUUUUAAUGAGGACAGCUCUGGGACGCCCCUGGUUGAGGUCCAAAGAAGAGAGACUUCUGCAAUCCUGGACAUGAAAUGGUGCCACAUCCGGGUGAGUGGCCAUCCUCUUCUAGGAGUGGCAAAUGCCAAUGGAUCUAUAGAGUUGCUCCGCCUGGUAGGAUCUGAGCAGAAGAGCAGUUAUAUCCUACAGCCAAUAUCCAGCCUUGCCUUGGGGGAGCAGUGUUUGGCCUUGUCCCUGGAUUGGUCCACUGGGAAAUCUGGAAGGGUCAGUGACCAGCCCUUGAAAAUCAUCAGCAGUGACUCCAAGGGGCAGCUGCACCUCCUGACGGUGAAUGAAGCAGGAUCUGAACUACACCGAGUAGCCUCAUGGCAAGCCCAUCACUUUGAGGCCUGGGUUGCUGCUUUCAAUUAUUGGCAAACGGAAAUUGUAUAUUCAGGGGGGGAUGAUGGUCUUCUCAAAGUCUGGGACACCAGGACUUCUGGCACAUCUGUCUUUACCAGCAAGAGACACUCCAUGGGUGUAUGUAGCAUCCAGAGCAACCCCCAUAAGGAGCAUAUUCUGGCUACAGGAAGCUAUGAUGAGCACAUUCUACUGUGGGACACUCGGAACAUGACUCAGCCGUUUGCUGACAGGCCUGUGCAGGGCGGGGUGUGGAGGCUCAAGUGGCACCCAGUGCACCACUACCUUCUUCUGGCAGCCUGCAUGCACAGUGGCUUCAAGAUCCUCAACUGCCAGAGGGCCGUAGAGGAGAAGCAGGAAGUGACAGUGUUGGUGUCUCACACGUUGCCCAAUUCACUGGUGUAUGGGGCUGACUGGUCCUCGCUCCUCCAACCCACGCAGCCCAAACUCUGCACCUUUCCACCAUGCGACAUGGGCACCAGAAUGGCAGACCAGGCCUACAGCCGGGUUGCAAGUGGACUACUAACACCCUCCUUUGAACGAAGAGUGGACACAGUAGACCAAAGUGGCAGUGGCUGCCAGCAGCACACUGCUUCCAGGAUUUUUGACUUGGACCUCUACCCCGAAGGGGAAAAUUUUGACAUCCACCUCCUGGCCACUUGCUCCUUUUAUGAUCAUGUUCUCCACCUCUGGAAGUGGGAGGUGAGCUGAGUCUGAGGUACAAAGACUCUUCCCAGCUAUACUGCCUGGCUUGGUGCCAGCCCUUCCUGCUGGGCCUUUGGGAAUGGACUUUAAUUGUACCUGGCAGUGGAAUGGUAUUUCCCAACCAUGUAACUGUCAUAUUUGUAAGGUAUAUUUUGACUUUCAGCCCCUCAUGUGUUUAAGCAACUGUUUGUAUUAAAUUCUUUUUAUUUGUAACAUGAAAAAUAAUUGUUGUAGUUUGGGGGGGGGGUGCUGGAGUUUCUUUGGUAUUGGGAAUGGAGUCUAGGGCUUCAAGCAUGAUAGGUAAAAAUGCUCUGCCACUGAGCUACACUCCUAUCCCUAAAGUAAUUUAAAAAAGGACAAGAUCCUUCAUGUGUAGAAUAAAAGGAGGUGCAU